UGUUUCCUUAGCAGCCUCUGCGUACGGCUCGCAGAGGGAAGCGCUGCUGUUGUUGUUUCGUCGCUUUUCUUUGUUUAUAGCUUUUAUUUAUCUGUUUCUCGUCUUUUCGAGGCUAUGGUAUGUGUUCGGCGGAGACGUCGGCGUGUCGGUUGCUGAGAACGAGCCUGCGUGCCGUCGCUGGGUCGCGUAGCGUAAGAUGGAGCCGCCAAAGUUUCCCUGUUGUACGGUAAACACACGCGUAGCUACGUGAGAGAGAGAGGGAGACAGAGAGAGAGAGAGACAGAGAGAGAGAGAGUUGUGAAGUAACUUGGCCGUAUAUUUACGAGGCGACCGAGCGCUGUUCCUCCAGUCCGUCGACGCAGCUCUCCGCAACGCCUCUUCAGCUCAGCUCGCUCGCCCCCAGCACCACACAGACUCCUGGCUGAAGCGAUGUCGCUGUCCGCUUAAGCAGCUUCGGGGAGCCGGUAGUGCCGCUCGCUCACACCUUAAAGCGGUUUAGGACGUUUAACUCCCAUUAUUUCCCGUUAAUUUCCCACAGGGACGCACAGGAGAGCCGGCAGAGAGCCUCGUUCCUCCAGGGACGCUCGAGUCAUUAGAGUUUGAGUUUUGUUGUGUUGCAGCUACGAGACUUUGCUAGUCAGGAGCGGUUGGUUGUUCAGGCGUCUGGGAUCCUUCAGCACGACUAGAUGCGGGCAUCUCACACCUGACAAAAGGCUGCCUUGCUGAGGGGACUUGGUCACAUCAGGACUUCCUGUUUCAGUGACCUCCACCCUCUCUGAUGGAGCUCCAACUGGCUUCCUUGUUGCUUGCCACGCUGCUGACCCUCCUGACCUCUGAAGUGACACCGUCCCUAGGACAGAAGGUUUACACCAACACAUGGGCCGUCCACAUCGCUGGAGGAGAGGAGGAAGCCAACAGGAUAGCCAGAAAGCAUGGCUUCGUUAACCAUGGCAAUGUAUUUGGAGAUUACUAUCAUUUCCGGCACCGCAGGGUGGUGAAGAGGUCUUUAUCGGAACACAGAGGAACACACAGUCGCCUUCACAGAGAACCCCAGGUAACAUGGGUAGAACAGCAGGUGGUGAAGCAGAGGAAGAAGAGGGAUAUUUACACCGAGCCAGCUGACCCCAAGUUUGCACAGCAAUGGUACUUGUACAAUGGCAACCAUCGUGACCUCAAUGUGAAGGAGGCCUGGGGGCAAGGUGUUACCGGACAGGGCGUGGUGGUGUCCAUAUUGGAUGAUGGAAUUGAAAAGAACCAUCCAGACCUGGAGCGUAACUAUGAUCCUGAUGCCAGCUAUGAUGUGAAUGAUGGGGACCCAGACCCUCAGCCCCGAUACACCCAGCUUAAUGAUAACAGACACGGGACGCGAUGUGCUGGAGAAGUAGCUGCCAUUGCCAACAAUGACAUCUGUGGUGUCGGGGUGGCCUACAAUGCCAAGAUUGGAGGAGUGCGCAUGUUGGAUGGAGAGGUGACUGAUGUGGUGGAGGCUCAGUCUCUCAGCCUAAAUCCUCAGCACAUCGACAUCUACAGUGCCAGCUGGGGACCAGAAGAUGAUGGCAAGACUGUAGAUGGCCCCGCAAAGCUGGCUAAAGAGGCUUUUCUACGGGGAGUGACUGAGGGUCGUGGUGGACUCGGCUCCAUCUUCGUCUGGGCAUCAGGUAAUGGCGGGCGAGAGAAGGACAGCUGCAACUGUGAUGGCUACACCAACAGCAUCUACACUCUGUCCAUUAGCAGCAGCACACAGUACGGGAGUGUGCCGUGGUACAGCGAGGCCUGCUCCUCCACCCUCGCCACCACCUACAGCAGUGGAGGACUCAACGAGAAACAGAUUAUCACUACAGAUCUCAGACAGAAGUGCACAGACUCUCACACAGGCACCUCGGCUUCAGCUCCUCUGGCUGCAGGCAUCAUCGCCCUCGCCCUUGAGGCCAACAAAAACCUGACGUGGAGAGAUAUGCAGCACCUGGUUGUGAGGACCUCUAACCCAGCCCACCUGAUUACCAAUGACUGGAAAACCAAUGGGGUUGGCCGUAAAGUAAGCCACUCAUACGGAUAUGGCUUGCUGGAUGCUGCUGCCAUUGUGUCUCUGGCCAAGAACUGGACCAACGUUGGCCCUCAGCAGAAAUGUGUCCUCUCCUUAGUGUCUGAGCCCAGGAACAUUGGUAACCACCUGGUGAUCUCCAAGAGUGUGGAUGCGUGUGCAGGGAAGCCCAACUUUGUGAGCUCUCUGGAGCAUGCUCAGGCACGGCUCACACUGUCCUACAACCGGCGAGGAAAUCUGGCCAUCUACCUGAUCAGCCCACAGGGCACCCGGUCCACUCUGCUUGCUCAAAGACCUCAUGACUACUCUUCUGAAGGCUUCAAUGACUGGGCCUUCAUGACCACCCACUCUUGGGAUGAGGACCCUCGCGGCGAGUGGACCCUGGAGAUCGAAAAUGUGGCUGGAGCCAGCGACUACGGCACACUCACCCAGUUCACAUUGGUCCUUUAUGGCACUGCUUCUUCCUUCAGUGGACCGUCCACACCAGACUCCAGCCAGCCCACUGAGGGCAGUUGUAAGACCUACGACCUCAGUCAGAUGUGCACAGAAUGCAAUCCGGGCUUCUACCUGUUCCAGCAGGGCUGUGUACGAGAGUGCCCCACUGGUUUCACGCCGGUCACCCGCUCCGUGUACACCACCGGCAACGAGGUGGCUCCCGUCCUCCACCCAGCUUGCGAGCUCUGCCACACCCUCUGCUUGACCUGCAGUGGCAUAGGCCCACAGGACUGUCUCUCCUGUCCCCCUCAUAGCCACCUGGACCUAGUCACCGGAACCUGCCUGCACCAAAACCAAAUCCAGCGUGAGUCACCCGCCAGCGUUCUGGAUCAGCAGCGGGCGGGGGGCUUGUCCGGGGUCGUCCGCCUGCAGCUCCUUUCCAGCCUGCCUGUCACCAUGGCGGUGGUCAGCUGUGCCUUCAUUGUUGCCACCUUCGUGGGUGUGUUCGCCCUGCUUCAGUUUCGCUCCCGCAACCUGUCCAAAGUGUACUCAGCCGAUGGUGGCCCAGGCUCUAUCAUGCGCUCUGGCUUUGGCCUAGGCCGCAGCGGGGUUGUGUCCUACAAGGGCAUCCCUAGCGUGUGGCACGAGGACGGUGUCAACUCAGAGUCCGAAAAUGAAGAGUUUGACAUCCACAAUGAGAGGACUGCCUUUAUCAAAACACAAAGUGCUCUUUAACCCUUUUCCACCCUCCCACACCCUUUUUCUAGCCUGUUCCGUCUUUUUGUUCGCCCUUUUUGUAGCCACUGACACUUUUUUCCUUCACGGGUUUGACUCUCCUACUUCUCUUAAGGCACACUGACCAAACACUUCCCAACAAAAGCUGACACUGAAGGUGACUGGUUUUAUAAGUGAGCCAAAUGAGCUGGUGUGCAUUGACAUACCCAGGCUCUGUGUUCUUUUGUAGUUACUGUUGCCAGGUUGGACAAGCUUUACAGAAGUUUGGCCAAAAUAUCAUUCAAUGUAAAAAUUGUAACAAACUUUGCUUAGAGUUGCUACAUAAUGUUGAGGUUUAGAGCUUAAUGUUCAAGCUUGACUAUGUUGUAGAUUAUUUAGGUAAGUCAGAUUGGAACAUCAAUUUUUGGCAAAGUUCUUUAAAGCUUGUCCAGCCUGGCAGCAGUUUCUACAGUUGAAUGCAUUUGUGGGCUGAGCAUGGAUAGGCCAGUUAGGGAGAACAUUUUUAGAGCAACUGUCACCAGCCCUCCUCCUGGAGAACAACUUUCCUACAGAGUUUAUUUCCACCCAUUGGUUCCAAAUGCACCAAGAAGUCUACAGAAGUUCAUUAGCUGCAGCAUAUGUGGUAGAUUGUGGUUGGAACUAGACCCAGGUAGGUAAAUGUCCAAGACCAGGGCUGGUGACCGCUUCAACAAACAAACACAUGCCCAGUCUUAGUAUGUUGGAGAGUGUUAGGUCAACGUGCUCAGGGCUUUAGGGUUCUAUUUAUUAAACUUUUUGUUUUGAAUUUCUCACACUGGUGAGCUGAGCUGAACAAAAGGUCAGGACCACUCUGAGUAAACCCGUUCGUCCCACCCUUCCCCGCUCACCUGGCCGGCUCACUCGUCUGUGCCUCUCUAUGAAAGCCUCCAACACUUGAAUGGCUGUAAAGUGACUAAGAAGAGUUGAUUGUCGCAGGUUGCCAGCAGGGCUCUCCCAAAUGAACACAAUAAACACAUGAUUGUCGGUUAGUCUCUUCCUCUUUAUUUAGUCCCGUCUCAGAUUGCCAACGAGAUUUAAGGAAAAAAAUGUGUGUAAUUGUGACCAUAUGCGAUGAAACGGAGCUGGGGUGAAGGGUGCCGAGUGGUGUUUUAAUCACAGCUGAUUCAUUUCGAGUCUAGUGAAUCACUGCGGAGGAACCUAAAACGCUGAAUCUAAGCCUUGCCUAUGCUGGGGGCCUUUUUGUUUUUUAAUCAUAUCUUUUUAUCUGCGUUCUUUUGCGAUUCGUCGUCUGGAGUCAUGAAGUUACCAUGUAUCUCUCUCACAUCAGAGAACCUGAGUGAGAUGCUCCCACAGAGCAUUGAAAAUGCUGAACUUGUGUAAUUUUGUUUUUCCUUUUUUCUUUAUUUUCCGAAGGCAGUUUAAACUGCAGUACCCUAGUGCUCUCGUUGACUCCCUGUAGGGGAGUUGUCUCCGUACACUCUGGCAGCUGCUCUAAGCUCAUUCUGCAGCAUUGCUCCAGAGCUGAAGACUUUUGCAAUUCUGUUUUGCAGUUGAAGCUUUGGGAAGGAUAAAAACACUAGCGGAGUCUCUCAGCGUUGCCCUGAGGAGAUUGAGAUGAGGCACUUUGCUAGUUUGGAUUAUCUUUAUAUCUUGUAGACAUGGUGAAACUUUUUUGCCACCAAUUAAGUAACUUUUAUUUGUUUUUAUUUGGAAAAACUACAAGGGCUCAAGUGAACCUAUGAUCAUUUUAAUGCAGCUAUUAGAUGAGUGGGGCAGGGAAUCGGAAUAAAUUAUCCUUUGAUCUGGUUAGAUGACUAGAGAAUUAGUCAGGUUAAUAUUUAUCAUCUCUUAUUUCUGGUGGUGUGCUUUGGCCUUGUUUAAUUUUUACUUUCUUUUUUUUAAUAUUUUUGUCUUUCUUCUUCUGUUCAUGCUCACGUAAUUGUGGUCUCACAAAGGGCUUUCAUAGUCUUGGAGGCUGUGAGCUGAAUUUCUUGAGAGAUUAAAUAGUGACCACCUGGAAUAGGUGCAUUUGUUUGCAGAGGAUAUAUUAAUAUAACAUGGACAGAUUUUCCAUACAGAUUUUUUCUUAUGAAAAGGUAGCAUACAUAGCACUAUAAUUGUUUCAGUUCUUUCAACAGCAGCAUUACACUAAGAACAGUCUGAAGGUCUUCUCUUUAAUGGUGCAGUAGAUAAGACUGCACUUAUCAAAGCAUUGAUGCUAUUUCAGUCCUAGUUGCUACAACACUGUCUCUUCCCACAGUCUCAUGUGGAUGAUACUACAAAACUCAGAACGCUGCGAUGCUUGUAAAUGAGCCACCACCGUCUCUGGGCUCAGACUAUGGCAUACUGAACAGUCAGAAACAUUGACUCCAUCCUUCAGAAAUUAGUUUUCUGUCAUGAUUUUAUUUAUUUCUUUUCCUGGACUGUGUGCUCAACCUUAAUUAUAGUGCCAAGGUUGCUAGAGCAAUAGGAUCUCUUUCCAGUAUCUAACCAUAUUUAUGGCAGUUAAGUAUCUAGAGUUAUUUUUUUGGGUAGUGUGACCUUCCCUGUUUUUAAAUCAUAGUUAAUUAAAUCCUGCCUUGGGAAGAUGUAUGAUUUAUUGAUGCUUCAAAGUGGUUUACUCUUAAGAUGUUUGUUUUUUUUUUUUUUUCUUACCUCAAUUUUUUUUAUUUCCGCUUUAAUGUAAAUUGCAUAUGUAUAUAUUCACUUUUUCAUCUAUUCUAGUUUUUUUUCCUUUCUUUCUCAUCACUGUCCUCUCUAGAAUGAAUUUACAGUAUAUGUUACAGGAAUCAGGAUGAAAUCAUAGAGCCGAUCACCACUCAUUAUACAUAAAGAACCAAAAACAAUGCGUUAUAUGAUGUGCACACCAUCAAUUCUGUCGCUCAUCAGAACAAUCAUUUCGCUGUGUAGCUCUGUUUGAUGCUAAGCAUAAGCCUCCAAAGCUUCCUUUUUGUGUUUUCAUACAUCAAAAAGCUUCCUUAGGCCACUCUAUGCAGGACAAAUUCUCCUGUAAUUGGUCUCCACUGUCCACUCAUGCUGAUGUUGUCUGUAGGCCAUAGAGGGAGAGGUGCUUUUUUUCUGAAUUCCAAUAGCUAUUAAGUUUUUCCAGAAUGAAAGUGAGGUGUAGGAUCCAGCAUUGAUCUAGCAUUCUAAAACCACCUUUUAAAAUAUUUUGUACAUACGCUUCUGUUUGAAAGUUUGGAGUCACUGUUUUCAAUAAUAUAAAACCAGGUUUGUUUUUGUUGAUGUAACUGAUUUAACAUAUUGGAAAUGUAUGUAUGUGUGUGUAUGUAUGUAUGUAUAUAUAUAUAUAUAUAUAUAUAUAUGCAAACAUAAUUAUGAGCAAAUAGGGGUUAAAAAAAAAAACAAUUUCAAAAAACACAAGCUUAAAUUUCAAAUAUGCCAUAACUUUCACACAGACGACUUAUGUUAAACAUUAAAUAUACAUACAACAAAUAAACAGUAAUUGUACCUUAAAAUGUCAUAUUUAAGUGUGUUGACUGUAAAGGAUGUUUUCACUUCAACAUGUUUUUGACUAGGGUGCCCAAACAUUUGCACGACUUUAUAUCCAGAAUGCCCCGUGUUUGAGGAGUGAUCAUGUCUCAUUGAUUAAAUAACUUUUUAGAAAUUUGACUAAAAACUAGAAAUAGAUCUUUGCAGUUUAUUAUUUAAUAAUGUGUUACUUUGUUUUUCAAUCUACACUGUACAAGUCAUUAUGAAGUGUUAUUAAUAUGACAUGUGAUUCCAAACUUUCACAUUGGUGUAUAAACCGUAGGUAAUACAUUCCCAGUCUUGGAAUAUUGCAUGAACGAUAUAAUAAUUGGAUUCUUUAUACAUCCUGAUAGCAUAAUGCUGCAAUAUAAGUGAAGCUUAUAGAACAGGCCUGUCAGGAGACAGACAUGUUUUCAAGAGCGUUAUAGGAACAUGGUUCUCUAGUCUAACCUUGGAACUUGCAUUGCAGCCUAAUAGCAUGACAGCAUCUCAAAGUGCAAACAUUCUGCCUUCUUUAGAUCCCAUUCUACAACAUUCAAACACCUCUCCUAACUGUGACUUCCACUCAUGUCUCUUUUCCUUUAGUUCUCGGUUCUGUAGCGUGGCCCUUGGAGUCCUGCAGGUCGUCAGUUUCGUCCCUGUACUGUGUAGGAGUUGUGCUGCAGCUACUUGGUGGCCUUUGUGGAAUUUGCUGACAGACUAGUAAAAGUAAUGAGACCACCUUAACCUUGGCUUUAAGGUUUCUCUUCAUUCUUAAAGGAAUUUAACAGUGUUUUUCUAGCUAAUAUCUAUCUGCUUCAUCUGUAGUGUAGGGUCAGUUACCACAGACAAUCAUUUCAAUCUGUUUCCCUGUAAAGAGUUAAAGAACCCAAACCUGUUGGCUCAAAACGUGUGUAAUAGAAGCCAUUGGGCUUUUAUUAUAUGGCUGUUUUUUGAGUCAGUGGUAAGAGACCAUAUAAUAUAGGUGUAGCUGGUGGAGAUUAGCUCAGAAAACACUAGCAUAAGGUUGUUGUGAUCUUGCCAGUUUUCAUCUGGAGGUCACCGCCACCCACCCCCUACAUACAUGUUCUAGACACACUCGUUGCAGACACAACCUCUAAAUUCCCAGUGAGGAACGUGGGGUUGCCCUCACAAUAUUGUAUAGAUGUGCUCCAAAAGACUUGAAUGUCUGCCCCCCCCCACCCCCACCCCCGCGGAGGGGGCUCAUCCAAGUUCAGCACAGCUGCGUCUCACUCUCUCACCAAGCCUUUCGGACUUCACCGGACUUCUCCGCCCAUUUUAAAUUGUUCUGUCGUCCGACAGUCGCAUCUAGUACCUUAGUAACAGAGACCUAUUGUUUGUUGGAAAGACUAUAGUAUAUAUCAGACAGGACAACUACAUUAAUAUAAAAUAAGGCCUAUUUUUGUGUAUUGUCAUACAUGUAAUUUAAAGAUUUUGCCUUUAAAAAUUUUUUUCUCCUUUAUUUAAUUGAUGUCAAUAUGCGGAUUAUAGAUUCUACAAAAAUAAAGAUCUAUGCAAAGUUA
Messenger RNA from Pygocentrus nattereri (red-bellied piranha), 8205 nucleotides. It is a transcript of the gene furina, whose product is annotated as furin (paired basic amino acid cleaving enzyme) a. Gene Ontology annotation, biological process: peptide hormone processing. Bases 779 to 3211 code for a protein of 810 amino acids. The transcript is spliced from 16 exons. Gene Ontology annotation, molecular function: serine-type endopeptidase activity. Gene Ontology annotation, cellular component: Golgi membrane; trans-Golgi network. The record is from RefSeq and is a predicted model, not a curated record. NCBI's taxonomy places the organism in Eukaryota, Metazoa, Chordata, Actinopteri, Characiformes, Serrasalmidae.